Molecule: messenger RNA, 738 nt
Organism: Sciurus carolinensis (gray squirrel)
Lineage: Eukaryota; Metazoa; Chordata; Mammalia; Rodentia; Sciuridae
Product: cancer-related nucleoside-triphosphatase-like
Molecular function (GO): ribonucleoside triphosphate phosphatase activity
Source: RefSeq, a predicted model, not a curated record
AUGCAGGAAGCACCCUCACACUCGCCCAUUCCAGGCAGAACGGGAGCGCGCGCAGGCGCAGGUGCAGCGCGGGAAUGGGGCUUCCGGGCGCCGGGGCGGGGCCAGCGGCGCAGGGGCGGGGCUGACCCACCCGACGCGGCUGCAGCAGCGGCGCCAAGCAAAGCCUCCAGCGUGGCUCACUGCGUGUUCCUGACCCGGCCGCCAGGGGUUGGAAAAACGACCUUGGUCCAGAAAACCAGUGAGGUUUUAAAGUCCUCUGGGGUGUCUGUGGAUGAAUUUUAUACAGAAGAAGUCAGGCAGGGAGGAAGAAGGACAGGAUUCAAUGUCAUCACUUUGUCUGGAGCUCCGGGCCUCUGUCCAGUUGGAUCAGAGCCAAUGCCGGGGAAGUGUGAGUGUCAGGUUGGGCAGUACGUGGUUGAGAUUUCUUUUGAGCAGCUGGCACUUCCCAUCGUGAGGAACGUGAGUGUAUGCUGUGCCCCAGCCCACCGAGUGUGUGUCAUCGAUGAGAUCGGGCAGAUGGAGCUCUUCAGUCAGCCCUUCAUCCAGGCUGUGCACCAGACUCUGUCCUCACCAGGGACCAUCAUCCUGGGCACCAUCCCAUGCCUGAAGGGAAAGCCUCUGGCCCUGGUGGGGGAGAUCCAGGGCAGGCCUGACAUGAAGGUGUUCAGUGUCAUCAAGGAGAACAGAAACCACCUUCUACUGGAUGUCGUGGCCUGGGUACAGAGCUGCGGGAAGUGA